Messenger RNA from Vollenhovia emeryi, 1139 nucleotides. RefSeq lists its product as uncharacterized. The record is from RefSeq and is a predicted model, not a curated record. NCBI's taxonomy places the organism in Eukaryota, Metazoa, Arthropoda, Insecta, Hymenoptera, Formicidae. Gene Ontology annotation, biological process: apoptotic process. The transcript is spliced from 4 exons. Bases 429 to 1034 code for a protein of 201 amino acids. Gene Ontology annotation, cellular component: mitochondrion.
UCUUGACGAUCAUUGUUUUUCUUUCUAAAAAGAUAUUUAUGAUGAAAUCGUUUGAAAACUCAGGAUCUUUCCAUGGAAGAGAAAAUCGAGUACCACAGUCGAACUUCCGUCUUCCUUUUAUUUUCUAUAAACCCCCUGUAAUAUUUAAUUUCUCCUCUCGCACCGAUCGAGAAACUGGUGCAAGUUCGCUCAGCUGAUUUCUACUAGGUUAUGUAUAUAGUGCAGGUUGUCUUUCACUUGCUCUUUAAAGUCGCUCUUUCUGAACGACUUGGAGACUAGAACGCACCUUUGUUUACGUUAAACUACGGAAUAUGUGGCUGGGGGACUUGAAGAGAAUUUAAGACUAGAGAAAUUGUGCCGGCCCCAACAAAUUAAAAGAAAAGGAAAAACGCGGUUGGACCGUACAUUAAUUUUAUCGUUGGCAAGUAAUGGCGAUGCGUCAGGUUCUCAGAAAAUUAUGGAAAGGUAUUGGGCCCACGAUGUAUACGUCGGGUAUGCUGUUUGUCCAUUGCGCCUCGGCCGACAAGCCUGGUGAAAGCGACAAGUUGAAGCUGGCACCGCCGGACAUCAGUAAACUGACCUACGAGUAUGCGAUAAGGCAAUCCGCGUUGGAUGCUGCUAACAGCGCGACUCAGGUGUUAACUGUCACCUACAUGGCUAUAGUAGACCUGAGUGCUGAGUACAGAACGUUGCUGAACGACCUCAUUUCCCUCCUGGAGGAAACCACAAUGCACAAUGUGAGCGACGCGCACUGGGACCUGAUCGUGGAAGUACGGAACGAAAUGCAAGAGAGGAGGGAGAAGAUCACGCGCUUAGCUACGUAUAUGGAGUAUGCGCACAAAAUGGCAGCAGCUAGCGCGGAGCUAUGUUACAUGUGCGGGAUGGAUAGUCUGACUGGCACGCUUCAGCAGAGGAUAGAGGACGCGUUGAACAGGGUGAAAGUGGAAGCUAAUAGCAACGCGGAACUGGAACGAGCGUACCGGCACAUACAGGAACGGUGCAUCCAAGGCAGUAAAGAAACUACGGAGAAGUGAUAAACUUUUGUAGGGAAAGUUCUGACGGUUCAUUUUUACUGUAAGAAAGAUUUGUAUCGCAACGAUGUUUAUAUUGAUAAACGACUUUCUUCGCGUCUCUAUCGA